CAAUCCUGCUACUGUUAAGAUGCUCAGCAAUCUAAAGGUUCUAGUAAUUGCUGUACUACUGAAGAUGAUAAUGAAGCGACGGUUUUCCAUCAUACAGUGGGAAGCACUUGCGCUCUUGCUGAUAGGGAUUAGUGUAAAUCAGCUGCGUUCUCUUCCUGAAGGUGCUACUGCUGUGGCUGUUCCAAUUGCUACGGGUGCAUACAUCUGUACCUUUAUCUUUGUUACUAUACAUCUUUGGCAUCCGUCUACAACGAGUAUGCUCUAAAGAGCCAGUACGACACAAACAUUU
Messenger RNA from Camelina sativa (false flax), 289 nucleotides. RefSeq names its product CMP-sialic acid transporter 2-like. Gene Ontology annotation, biological process: pyrimidine nucleotide-sugar transmembrane transport. Gene Ontology annotation, molecular function: pyrimidine nucleotide-sugar transmembrane transporter activity. NCBI's taxonomy places the organism in Eukaryota, Viridiplantae, Streptophyta, Magnoliopsida, Brassicales, Brassicaceae. Gene Ontology annotation, cellular component: Golgi membrane. The record is from RefSeq and is a predicted model, not a curated record.